AUGGACACUGGAAACUGGAGCCAGGUGACAGAAUUCAUCAUUUUGGGCUUCCCCCACCUGCAAGGUGUGCAGACUUUCCUCUUCUUCUUACUACUUGUGGUGUACCUCACUACUGUAUUUGGAAACCUGCUGAUUUUCCUGGUGGUUCGCUUGGACUCCCGACUCCACACACCCAUGUAUCAGUUUGUCAGCAUUCUCUCCUUCUUGGAGCUGGGCUACACAGCUGCCACCAUCCCCAAGAUGCUGGCAAACUUGCUCAGUGAGAAGAAAACCAUUUCAUUCUCCGGCUGCCUCCUGCAGAUCUAUUUCUUCCACUCUCUGGGAGCUACUGAGUGCUAUCUCCUGACAGCUAUGGCUUAUGAUAGGUAUUUAGCCAUCUGCAAGCCCCUCCACUAUUCCACCCUCAUGACCCCAACACUUUGUACCAAGAUUGCUGUCGGAUGUUGGUUGGGAGGCUUAGCUGGGCCCGUGGCUGAAAUUUCCUUAGUGUCCCGCCUACCUUUCUGUGGCCCCAAUCGUAUUCAACAUAUCUUCUGUGAUUUCCCUCCUGUGCUGAGCUUGGCUUGCACGGACACAUCUACUAAUGUCUUAGUAGAUUUCAUAAUAAACUCCUGCAAGAUUUUGGCCACUUUCCUACUAAUCCUCAGCUCCUAUGUGCAGAUAAUCUGCACAGUGCUCAGGAUUCCCUCAGCGGCAGGCAAGAGGAAGGCCUUUUCCACAUGUGCCUCUCAUCUCACAGUGGUUCUCAUUUUCUAUGGGAGCAUCCUCUUCAUGUAUGUGAGGCUGAAGAAGAGCUACUCCCUGGACUAUGACCGGGCCCUUGCAGUGGUCUACUCAGUGAUUACCCCCUUCCUCAACCCCUUCAUCUACAGCCUUCGUAACAAGGAGAUCAAGAUGGCCAUGAAGAGGCAGCUAAAGCGAACAUGGAUCCUGGGCUGA
Molecule: messenger RNA, 939 nt
Organism: Dipodomys ordii (Ord's kangaroo rat)
Lineage: Eukaryota; Metazoa; Chordata; Mammalia; Rodentia; Heteromyidae
Product: olfactory receptor 6N1
Exons: 1
Coding region: 1-939 (312 amino acids)
Biological process (GO): G protein-coupled receptor signaling pathway
Cellular component (GO): membrane
Molecular function (GO): G protein-coupled receptor activity; olfactory receptor activity
Source: RefSeq, a predicted model, not a curated record